Messenger RNA from Symbiodinium sp. CCMP2592, 735 nucleotides. The record is from the annotation of a GenBank genome assembly. Lineage: Eukaryota; Dinophyceae; Suessiales; Symbiodiniaceae.
AUGGUCUGGCACGAAGACGCCGUGCCAAAUUAUCAUGAUGAGUCUGCGGCAUUCUGGAGCUGGUCUGUGCCCCUGAACGAAAGGGGAUCCCUCUUGUCGCGACAUUGCUUCAUUGGCUUGCCUUCCAGUCGCAUCUGCGCCAAAACACGAGAGGCAGUGCUGGCUGUGCUUGAGUGGGACCUGAGAUCCUUGAAAACUGGAUGUUUUGCAGAUCGCGACCAUUUGGACGUGGUUUUCCCAGAAAACAGCUUCAGGGGCAAGAGGGCAAAAACCCCGAUCAUGGGCGACAAACGUGCCAUCUUCUCGUGGUGGAAGGGUGACCAGGAAGCCCACAUGCUCAGCCACCGGUUGAGAAGGAAUUAUUUGACCAACAACUGUUGCGACCUUUGCCUUGCCCAGAAAAGACUUCGUGGCCUCACCUACGCUGACUUUACGAUGGCUGCCAACUGGCGACGUCAGAUGCAUGAGUUCCUGGGCAUGGCUUCUGACACACCGUUCGACAAUGUCCUGUUUACUUUUACUGCACGAGCCAAGCUGUGGGCUCGUGACCGUCGCCUGGACGUCCACAUCAAGCCGCUGACGGUGGCAUCGCUGGGCAAAUCGGACAGCGCCAACUACCCUGAGCUGUCGUCACGCAUCAAAGCAUCUCGAACGAGGAACUUGCUGGCGUUUGUGACACACUUUGCCAUUGACGUAGUACUUGAACUGCAUCAGCCAUAUCGCUUGUUUUCCUAA